This is a messenger RNA of Leptosia nina, 720 nucleotides long. NCBI's taxonomy places the organism in Eukaryota, Metazoa, Arthropoda, Insecta, Lepidoptera, Pieridae. The record is from the annotation of a GenBank genome assembly.
AUGAUCAAUCUCGUCAUGUGUCAAAGGCCCCUAAUCGCGUUCCUCUGCGUAUCGAUGUUAAUCAUCAGUGCAGCUAAGAGCAAUGCACAGAUAACAAGUACGGAAGCUGGAAUACCGCAACCCAGUGAGCCUUCGCAGACGAAUAUAACAAGUGUGUACGCUUGGAGUUCUUGGGGCACCUGGAGUAGUUGUUCCAAGACCUGCGGAGGCGGUGUCGCGGUGCAGGAGCGGCAGUGCCUACCGCGGGAUCCCACCAGAUGGCGUCGGAGUAGGAAAAGAAGAAAGCUAGUAAGAAGUACUGACCGUCUUCGAAGAACCAGAGCUACGCAAGUCCCGGACUGCCCUGGACUGGCUAGACGAUACCACGAAUGCAAUACAGCGCCUUGUCCUGGACCAGCGCGUGAUUCAAGAGCUGAGCAAUGUGCCGUGUAUGAUCGGAGACCUUUCCGAGGAAGGUUCUACACCUGGGUGCCUUAUGUUGAUGGUAAUUCCCCGUGCACACUAAAUUGUCGACCCAGAGGUCAGCAGUUCUAUGCAUCCCUUGCGCUCGUUGCUGACGGUACACCAUGCACAAAACCUGGUUUCCGUGCGAUAUGCGUGCAAGGGUCUUGCAAGUGGCCACACCGAGCAGCCUGCAGCGCUGAUCCAUCACUUGUCUUCGAGUUGAGAAUUGUUAAUGCUAUCUGCAAUUUCUUUAACCUUUCCGUAUUCUUAGCGUAG